Molecule: messenger RNA, 4204 nt
Organism: Mytilus trossulus (common blue mussel)
Lineage: Eukaryota; Metazoa; Mollusca; Bivalvia; Mytilida; Mytilidae
Exons: 2
Coding region: 197-3001 (934 amino acids)
Biological process (GO): positive regulation of transcription by RNA polymerase II
Cellular component (GO): nucleus
Molecular function (GO): transcription cis-regulatory region binding; protein binding
Source: RefSeq, a predicted model, not a curated record
UCAAAAUGUCUGCUCCCAUGAACUAUUUUUGGACCUGAAAGUUGAUGUCAGAGGUCUACUAACUUCUAUGAAGUUGAUAUGUGUAAGGUUUUAAGAGAACACAGGUUAACAACAAUCAAGUCCAAUACAACCAAACUUCAAAUUUUUCACAAAAUACAGGACUAAGUUUGGCUGUCUAAAUGAUUUAAAACAAGAAAUGGGAUCAUCUAGAAAUACGAAGAAGAGACAGAAAGUUGAUAGAAAAAAACUUAAUGAUCUUAAGGACAAAGGUAAUAAUGGUGGAAUAGAGGUAAAGACAAUUCCGUCAACACAUAAUGACAGCUUAGGAGAAGACUUAACUCAGAAUACACAAAGAUAUAGAAUAGAGGUGAAGACAAUUCCGUUAACACAUAAUGACAGCUUAGGAGAAGACUUACCUCAGAAUACACAAAGUUAUAUUGAGGAUCGGGACCAGGAUGAAGAAAACUAUGAUUACUAUGACGGUUACUAUGGUUAUGAGGAAGACUGUGAGGAAACUCAAAGUUUUGGCAUGGGUGUUGAACCAGAAACUCUGGAAGUUUUAAAACACAUGAUCCUUAAUUUAAUAUCUGACACUAGAAAGUCUGAGUUGAUAUCCUGUGAUGCUGAAAGGUAUUUGGCAUCCAUAUUAGGCAUCUGUGAUAUAGAACAAAGAAAAGAGUUGAUGAAAGUGAGAAAUAAGAACCAUAACCCACUAUCUUUGGCUUGUAAGUUAAAAAAUGGUGACUUAGUCAAGUUUUUAGUGGAGCAUUGUGAUGCUCAAGUUGAUGGUGAAUCAGAUGACCUGAAGGGCAAACCUUUGUUUUGUGCAGUAGCAAAUGGGGAUGAAGAUGUUAUCCACUAUUUACUUGAAUGUAAGGCUGAUGUUGGUAUUGACAUUGGGAAGAACUGUAAUUGUCUAAUGCUUGCCAUGAUGGUAUUCCCACCAGAAAUAUUUCCAGUAUUUGGAUAUAAACACACAGACAAUUCUGCUAACCAAACAAAGCUAGGUGAGGAGUUAAAGGAGGCAGUAGAUAAGGGGUUCUGUCAUAAAGUGGAGAUUGUUAAAAUGUUGGUGGAUAAAGGGGCUGUGGAGAAAUGUUCCGAGAGACAAUUGUUUGACAUCUUGACUGCUGCUUUUGAUGAAACAAAAGAUUUUUAUAAAACCUCACUUCAGUUUUUACUUGAUAGAGUUCCCGUUGAUUUUGGCAAUGUAAGGAAUAUAGAAGGUUUGUCAGUAUUUGGAUUUGAGAUGAUUCAUAGAGGAAGCUCAAUAUCAGGUUAUCUAGAACCUUAUCUAGAGAAUAUAAACAAUGUAAAUGAUGCUAAUCUACUCAAAUUUCAGUCGGCCAUUGAAAACUGUGAUAGCACUGAAGAACAUGUUGAUUCUGUUUUAGCAUCAUUUAGUAUUAAUAAAGAUAACAAUGAGAUUGCCUUGGGUGACAAGUCAGAUGCAAAGUUAGAGGCUAAGUAUGUUCACCCUAUUCUGUAUCUAGCCUCCUCUGGGGACACCAUGUUAUACCAUAAGUGUUUACUGAUGUCAGAUAUACCUCUCCAAGUUAAGAUAGAAAGUCUGGAAGUGUUUGGGACGUACUGCUGUACUUCUAAUUACUUCGCUGAUGCUGUGCAAUGUUGGAAAGCUGCUGAUGAAAUAAGGAGACAAAAAUGUGUCCGUGUCACUAGAAAUAAAAUGUACAAGACAACAACAAAUGAUGCAGAAAGUAUGUCAAAAUGGGAAACAGAGGAACGUGCACGUGAAGAAGCCAGAUCUCAGUUUUUAUCUUCUUUAAAUCCAAUUAUGCCAACAUUAAUUAUAGAUCUUCUAGACACUGUGUCAAAUUAUUUCUCUCAUGUAACCAAGAAAACUGUUCAGCUGGUUAAACAUAUCUUUAACGAAGAAGUCAAAAAGGGGGAGGUUCCUGAUUUGAGUGACAUAUCUACCCAUUCAUCUUUCGGAUGGCACCUUGGUAAAAACCAGGCAGGAAAGACAAUAGAUACACGCUUGGCAAUCUUACUUAAAAGUGCUCAGAUUCAUGAGAGUUUGAUUGGUUAUGGAGAUUUCAGAACGUUUUUGGCAUAUAAGAAUCUAGCUGAAGAACUUGACAAGGAAGAUCGAGUGAGACAAUUGGCUACAUUCAUUACUUAUUGUUUUCCAUAUUUCAUUCAAUUUUUACCAAAUGAAGAAAUUUUAGACAAAAAAUAUUUCUGUAAAUGGUUUAUCUUAAAAUUAGUGGACAUAGUUACCAAUGAGAACCACCGUUCACUGUUGUCUUUUGAAACUUUAAUGUCAAUAUGGAAAUGUUUCUUCUUAGAAUGUUGUGUAACUCCAAGGAGUCAGAGAAAGUUCAUAGAGUUCGCAUCAUUGCUUGUGAUGAUGAAGAUUAUGAACGGACAAAAGAAAACUUUUGAAGAAACAAAGAGGUUUUCCAAGUUUAUGAGACAAGUUAUUCAGGCUGAUCUUAGGAAUUUAUACGGACAAACAAUGCUUCAUUAUGCUGUACCAACUCUCUCUGAUGAUACUAUUGAUUCAUGGAUGCCAUAUGUGGAAUACAAGAAAAGCUCAUUGACAAAUGAAUUUAGGGGAUCAUUGGAAAUGAUAGAGUUAUUAUUAACAUUCGGAGCAGAUCCAAACGCUUUUGAUGAUGAAGGAAUGACUCCUUUACACUUUUGUUACUUUUUAAUGUUAAAGAUUUCUGAGGAGCAGGUUACCAGCAGCCCUCACGACAUUGUUGAAGCUCUCCUAGAAGGAGGUGCUCACCCAGACUGUGUAGAUCUUUCCAACCAAUCAGCAAUAGAUAAUUCACAGGAUUCAGUAGUACCACUAUGUCCAGUGGCUAACCGAACACUUCAAUGUCUGGCCUCAGUGUCCAUCCUAGAUAAUAAUAUUGAAUACCAUGAACAUUUACCUCAACACCUAAUACAGUUUGUUAAACUUCAUCAAAGGAAUGGGGAACCUACUUAUCAAAACUUUCCUGACCAUUUAUUUGGAUUAUCUCCUGAUUGACCUUUACACAGAUCAGAAGUCAUGUUAAGCGUUUGGGAUAUUUAAGGGAUUUUUUAUUUUUUUACAUAUUGUAUACAAUUUUUUUUCUCUAACCAACUGGUUCAUUUUUUCUAACUGAGGUUCAAUUUUCCUCACCAACUGGUUCAAUUUUUCCAACCAACUGGUUCCAUUUUUUUAACCAACUGGUUCCAUUUUCCAACCAACUGGUUCCAUUUUCCAACCAACUGGUUCCAUUUUCCAACCAACUGGUUCUAUUUUUUUAACCACCUGGUUCCAUUUUUCAACCAACUGGUUCCAUUUUUCUAACCAAAUGGUUCCAUUUUCCAACCAACUGGUUCCAUUUUUCUAACCAAAUGGUUCCAUUUCCCAACCAACUGGUUCCAUUUUCUAACCAACUGGUUCCAUUUUCCAACCAACUGGUUCUAUUUUUCUAACCACCUGGUUCCAUUUUUCAACCAACUGGUUCCAUUUUUCUAACCAAAUGGUUCCAUUUUCCAACCAACUGGUUCCAUUUUUCUAACCAAAUGGUUCCAUUUCCCAACCAUCUGGUUCCAUUUUCUAACCAACUGGUUCCAUUUUCCAACCAACUUAUUAUUAGUUCCAUUUUUCUAACCAACUGGUUCCAUUUUUCUAACCAAAUGGUUCCAUUUCCCAACCAACUGGUUCCAUUUUCUAUCCAACUGGUUCCAUUUUCCAACCAACUUAUUAUUAGAUCCAUUUUUCUAACCAACUGGUUCCAUUUUUCUAACCAAAUGGUUCCAUUUUUCCAACCAACUAAUUCCACAAGCCACAGAAGUUCAAAUGAAGCCUUUUGUAAGCAAUUGUAGGCAAGUGUACAGCCUGCAACAGUGAGAAAAACUGUGUAUCAUAUAGUCGGCUAUAAAAAAUAUAAAACAUGAAAAACAUGAAACAAUUCAAUAGACAAAAUCAACAAUUGAUUGGUAAUGAAAAGGCCAGAUUGUCCAAUGAUCUGUAAGCAAAUCAUUUGUUUUCAGUAAUAAAUACUAAAAAGCUUAAAAUUAAUUUAUCAAUAUGGCAUGUUUUGCCAGGUGAGCAAUUCUGCCUCAAUGAAGAUAUUUUUAUAAAUUGAUUUACAGGAGAUCAUGCAUAAUAUGAAAUAUAUGAAAUAAUGUUAUGUUUGCUAAUCUGUCAAUGUCUAGUCUGCUUUGUUAACAAUAUACAAAUAAAAUAUUUGUUUUCUAA